GGCAGGGCAGGGCAGGGUGCGUGGGGUCUCGAUCCUGGCGGCGGGAAGGCUGAACUGGGUCCUGGGACCGCGGAGGGGAGCGUGGGCUGAGGUCGAGAUUGGGCCGCCCGGGGGUCCUGUUCUCCCCCUUCCCAACGUCGCUUCCCCAGCUCUCUGCUGACGUUGCGGCUUCCUCCGCCCCAGGCCGAGCCCUGCCGCGGCCCGCCCUCCGCCGACGGUCCCCGCCCCGUCCGCAAGGCCGCCGGAGGCUGCUGCGGAGUAACCCGGGCGCGGCGCCCUGGGCUUGGAUGGCUCGGCGUGCGCUCUGAGGGCCGGACUCCAGGGGUCCGGAGUCUGGGCGCCCCGCGGGGACGCGGUGAGAAGACGCCCCGGAGGACCGAGCGGGAUGGUGGUGGUCGUGAGCGCCUUUGCUGGCUCUGCCUGUGCGACCUCGGGACCGCAGAAGCCCGGGAAGCCGGUACUGAGCCACCCCCAGCCGCAGGAUUCCAGCGCCCCUGCACUUCAUCAAUACCCCGGGAUGGCUGGAUAACCUCAGCCAGAAGCCGCCUGGGCCAGCCCCGCGGGAUCGUUCGAAGAUGGUUUGGCUGCCUUGGAGCUUUGGAGAUCUGAUGUCACAAUGAGGACUCACACACGGGGUGCCCCCAGUGUGUUUUUCAUAUAUUUGCUUUGCUUUGUGUCAGCCUACAUUACCGACGAGAACCCGGAAGUUAUGAUUCCCUUCACCAAUGCCAACUACGACAGCCACCCGAUGUUGUACUUUUCCAGGAGAGAGGUGGCGGAGCUCCAGCUAAGGGCUGCCAGUUCCCAUGAGCACAUCGCCGCUCGGCUCACGGAGGCUGUGCACACCAUGCUGUCUAACCCCCUGGAAUACCUCCCUCCCUGGGAUCACAAGGAGUACAGUGCUCGCUGGAAUGAGAUCUACGGGAAUAACCUGGGUGCCUUGGCAAUGUUCUGCGUGCUGUAUCCUGAGAACAUUGAAGCCCGGGACAUGGCCAAAGACUACAUGGAAAGGAUGGCAGCGCAGCCUAGUUGGUUGGUAAAAGAUGCUCCUUGGGAUGAAGUCCCACUUGCCCACUCCCUGGUGGGUUUUGCCACUGCCUAUGACUUCUUAUACAACUACCUGAGCAAGACACAACAGGAGACAUUUCUCGAAGUGAUUGCCAAUGCCUCAAGCUACAUGUACGAAACUUCGUACAGAAGAGGAUGGGGGUUCCAGUACCUUCACAACCAUCAGCCCACCAACUGCAUGGCCUUACUCACUGGGAGCCUCAUUCUGAUGAACCAAGGGUACCUCCAAGAGGCCUACCUGUGGACCAAGCAAGUUCUGACCAUCAUGGAGAAGUCUCUGGUCUUGCUGCGAGAGGUGACGGAUGGCUCGCUCUAUGAAGGAGUGGCGUAUGGCAGCUACACCACGAGAUCGCUGUUCCAGUACAUGUUUCUUGUUCAGAGGCACUUUGACAUCAACCACUUUGGCCAUCCGUGGCUGAAGCAACACUUUGCCUUCAUGUACAGGACCAUCUUGCCAGGGUUUCAAAGAACCGUGGCCAUUGCAGACUCCAAUUACAACUGGUUUUAUGGUCCAGAAAGCCAAUUAGUGUUCCUGGAUAAAUUCGUCAUGCGUAAUGGCAGUGGAAACUGGCUAGCUGACCAGAUCAGAAAGAACCGUGUGGUAGAAGGUCCAGGCACACCAUCCAAAGGGCAGCGCUGGUGCACUCUACACACAGAAUUUCUUUGGUAUGAUGCCAACUUGAAGUCAGUUCCACCUCCGGAUUUUGGCACCCCAACACUGCAUUAUUUUGAAGACUGGGGUGUUGUGACUUACGGAAGUGCAUUACCUGCAGAAAUUAAUAGAUCAUUCCUCUCCUUCAAGUCGGGAAAACUUGGGGGACGUGCAAUAUAUGACAUUGUCCACCGGAACAAAUAUAAAGACUGGAUCAAAGGGUGGAGAAAUUUCAACGCAGGACAUGAGCAUCCUGACCAAAACUCGUUCACUUUCGCCCCCAAUGGCGUGCCUUUCAUUACCGAGGCCCUCUACGGGCCCAAGUACACCUUCUUCAACAACGUGCUCAUGUUUUCUCCAGCUGUGUCCAAGAGUUGCUUUUCUCCCUGGGAGGGUCAGGUCACAGAAGACUGUUCAUCCAAAUGGUCAAAGUACAAGCAUGACCUGGCAGCCAGCUGUCAGGGGAGAGUCGUCGCAGCGGCGGAGAAAGAUGGGGUGGUUUUUAUCCGGGGAGAAGGCAUAGGCGCUUACAACCCCCUGCUCCACCUGAAGAACAUUCAGCGGAAUCUGAUCCUCCUACACCCCCAGCUCCUCCUCCUGGUAGACCAGAUACACCUGGGAGAGGAGAGCCCCCUGGAGACAGCAGCGAGUUUCUUCCACAAUGUGGAUGUGCCUUUUGAGGAGACAGUAGUAGACGGGGUCCAUGGAGCUUUCAUCCGGCAGCGAGAUGGUCUCUAUAAAAUGUACUGGAUGGAUGAUACCGGUUAUAGCGAGAAGGCAACCUUUGCCUCGGUGACAUAUCCUCGGGGCUAUCCCUACAAUGGGACGAAUUAUGUGAAUGUCACCAUGCACCUGCGAAGUCCAAUCACCAGGGCCGCUUACCUCUUCAUAGGGCCCUCUGUGGAUGUCCAGAGCUUCAGCAUCCAUGGAGACCCUCAGCGGCUGGAUGUUUUUGUAACUACCAAUGAACACGCCUAUGCCACUUAACUGUGGACAGGUGAGAGCCCAGGGCAGUCUGCGUUUGCACAGGUCAUUGCAGAUCAUCAGAAAAUUCUGUUUGACCGGAGUUCAGACAUCAAGAGCCCCACUGUCCCCGAAGUGAAAGAUUACGCUGCUAUUGUGGAACACAACCUGCAGCAUUUGAAGCCAGUGUUCCGGCUGCUCGAGAAGCAGAUCCUGUCGCGAGUCCAGAACACAGCCAGCUUUAGGAAGACUGCUGAGCGGCUACUGAGGUUUUCUGAUAAGAGACAGACGGAAGAAGCCAUCGACAGGAUUUUUGCUAUAUCCCAGCGACAGCAGCAGCAGCAGCAGCAGCAGCAGCAGCAAGGCAAGUCAAAGAAAAGCCGAAGGGCGGGCAAGCGUUACAAGUUCGUGGAUGCCGUCCCUGAUAUUUUUGCACAGAUUGAAGUCAAUGAGAAGAAAGUUCGACAGAAAGCUCAGAUUUUGGCGCAGAAAGAACUGCCCAUUGAUGAAGAUGAAGAAAUGAAAGACCUUUUGGAUUUUGCCGAUGUCACAUAUGAAAAACAGAAAAAUGGGGGUUCCAUGAAAGGUGGCUUUGGACAGAUGCGGAUGGUGACGUCAAGCCGCAAUAGAGCCCCAUCACUGUCGGCCUCAUACACCAGACUCUUCUUGAUUCUGAACAUUGCCAUCUUCUUCGUCAUGUUGGCAAUGCAGCUGACUUAUUUCCAGAGGGCUCAGAGCCUCCACGGCCAAAGGUGUCUUUAUGCGGUCCUCCUAAUAGAUAGCUGUGUCUUGUUGUGGUUAUAUUCCUCCUGUUCUCAAAAUCAGUGCUAGCACCAAAGCCGGGAGCAUUUAGAUCACGAGAGUUCAUGCAAAAAAAAAAAAAAAAAAAGAAAAUAUUUUUCUGAAUUUGUUAUCAUUUCUCCCCCAGAUUUAUUGGCACAACUUUAAGGGAGGACGUUUUCACACAAAAAUGCAGGAAUGUGGAGAACAGCCUUGGCUGUCCCCAAGUAUUUCUGUGAAUGUUUGGCUUUGCUGAAUGACCAGUUAUUAUUAAAGACAAAAUGCCUGUUCCUUUUGUCAUAUUUCUCCUAAUAUAAACAAAAAUGAUUUAUACAGAAUUGGGUUUUAUUAUCAUUAAUUUAAUGCUGUUAGAAGCUUCCAGGUACUGUGUUAUGGAACAUACUGAGGCACAUAAUUCCAAGCAAUACAGGCUUUUAAAAUAUGAAUAAUGUUAUCCUAGGACCUGGAAGCUGUUCAAAUAACAUGAUAAAAUGUUGGUAUAAGAUUGUAAAGGAACUGAAAGUCUUUUUCAUGAAAACAUGUGCAAAUGAACAUUUCUUUGGUGAUGUUGGUCAAUUCACAGAUGUGAUUUGUGACUUUAUAACUUCGUUGGCUUUUUGAUAAAUAACAUAAUGACAGGUAAUUUUAUAUUAUCUUCCCCUUCUAUGCAAAAUGUUUAUAGACCCAAUCAAUAGAUAAAGUUUUCAAAAUAAACUAUUUUAUAUCUUGAAUCUCAAUACCAAAGAACAUGGGCCUAAAGUUUUGGUGUGAUUCUUUUGUUUUUAUUAGAAAGCUUUCUGCGAGUUUAUUUUGCUAAAUAAAUCAGUUAUAACUAUGA
This is a messenger RNA of Alexandromys fortis (reed vole), 4301 nucleotides long. RefSeq names its product dermatan sulfate epimerase (gene Dse). Gene Ontology annotation, molecular function: chondroitin-glucuronate 5-epimerase activity. NCBI's taxonomy places the organism in Eukaryota, Metazoa, Chordata, Mammalia, Rodentia, Cricetidae. The transcript has 7 exons. The record is from RefSeq and is a predicted model, not a curated record.